Molecule: messenger RNA, 2378 nt
Organism: Cucumis sativus (cucumber)
Lineage: Eukaryota; Viridiplantae; Streptophyta; Magnoliopsida; Cucurbitales; Cucurbitaceae
Exons: 10
Coding region: 510-1823 (437 amino acids)
Source: RefSeq, a predicted model, not a curated record
UUUUUGAUUUGAAUCCAAAACAAACAACAAAGAAGCCGACAGAUCCUCCACCAUUACCAAAACUUUUGCCAAGUUUUUACCUUUCCUUGACUUCCACCCUUCAAAAUCCUUUGAAGUUUCUGUAUGGAAAAGUGUGGUAAUGGGUUGAUGAAUGUGUUUGAGAGUGGUUACGGUUGUGGAAAUCGGGAAAACUCAGAAUCAAAGGCGAUUGAGCAAAUGGGGGUCUCUGUAUCUUCUUCUUCUUCUUCUUCUUCUUCCUGCAGAUUCUCUCUACUAUGGUAAUGGGUGUUCACUGUAAGCCGGUGAGGUUGCGAGUAGACGGUCUUGCCCCAUUUGUACCAUUUACCCAUAUAACUACUUCAACCGCUUCAACGAAGAAUUUCCUAGUCUUCAUCCCGCUCUUCUCUGUUUUCAAACAUUGACGAUACCACUUUAGCGGAGUUCUGUUCCUCUUUUUUUUCCUGAUUCUCCUCGUUUUCUUUGGAUUUUAGCGUUUGUUUGUGACUUCUAUGGAGUUGGAAAAUCCGGCUUCUCAGACUUUAAGUGAAGAGGGAAACAGAGGAAAACUGGAGAAUGAGAAAGGAGGAGAACUAGAUUUGAAUGAGACGAGAAAUGGGAAGAAGAAGAAGAAGAAAAAUGGAAAUCGUUCGGUAUCGUUUUAUCUACCAAAGAUCGGAUUCGGAUGUUUCAGAGUACAGCGUGAUGAGGAAGGGAAUGUUGAUAUGGAGGUCGUCAAUGGCUCUGGGGAGCGUCAGAAGCCCACCCACCUUCUUAUAAUGGUUAAUGGUCUCGUUGGCAGUGCUAAAGAUUGGAAAUAUGCAGCACAGGAGUUUUUGAAGACGUACCCAGAAGAUAUUAUUGUUCAUUGUAGUAAACGUAAUUACUCAACAUUGACUCUUGAUGGUGUUGAUGUGAUGGGAGGAAGACUAGCAGAAGAGAUUUUGUUAGUUAUCAAGAGACAUCCAAAUGUUCGAAAGAUCUCCUUCUUAUGUCAUUCAUUAGGUGGACUGAUAGCAAGGUACGCCAUUGCAAAGCUUUAUGAGCUAAAAGAAGAUGUCCAAGUAAAUGGAGAGUAUAACAAACAUGAGUUUAGAGAUGAAAGCUAUGAAGAUGAAUUUAGAGGGAGAAUUGCAGGGCUGGAACCAAUUAAUUUUAUAACUUGUGCAACCCCACAUCUUGGUUCAAGAGGGCAUAAUCAGGUCCCUAUGUGUUGUGGCUUUUAUGUGUUGGAAAAAGUAGCUGUUUGUACAUCAUAUUUCUUUGGUAGAACUGGGAGACAUUUAUUUUUAAUUGACAACGACAGUGGAAACUGCCCUCUUCUUUUUCAUAUGGCUGGCGAUCGUGAGGAUCUCAAAUUUUUAUCUGCUUUGCAGUCGUUUAGGCGUCGUGUUACCUAUGCAAACGUGCGUUAUGAUAGUAUCCUAUUAUUGUUUCUCUACUUGAUAAUAUUUCUACAAGAACUCUUCAAAUACGUUGUUGGAUGGAGUACAUCUUCUAUCAGGCGUCGUACUGAGUUGCCUAAGCGUAAAGGUUUAUCAGGAGAUAGCAAAUAUCCAUACAUUGUAAAUGUAGAGAUGGCAAAAAUUCAGAAUCCUCAAUUGUAUGUGCCAUCAGAGGCUGAAGUCAAAAGAUUCAAGAAAAGUGAAUUGGAAGAAGAAAUGAUCAAAGGUUUAUCGAGCGUUGGUUGGGAGCGGGUUGACGUUGAUUUUCACAGAAGUAAACAAAGAAAUGAUGCGCAUCUUACCAUUCAGGUUAAUAGGUACAGAGUCAAUUCUGAUGGAGCGUGUGUGGUCCAACAUAUGAUAGACAAUUUUCUCCUGUAGCAUGUGAUGAAUUGAAUUAUCGACAAUUGAUUUUGAGUUAUCAAACAGCCUGGAAGGAAUGAACGCCUAGUCGAUCCUUCCAAAUAGCAUCCAUGAUUAAGAAUCUAAGACCACUAGCUUGAACAUCAGCUACAGAAUUGUGUUGUUAGCUCAAAAAGUAUUCUUGGGGAUAAUGAAGCAAAUCGACUCACGAUCAGAUAUCGGGUGGCUGCUGUAUGUUCUGUGGAUUAAGAAAGCAAAUCAGUAAUAUCUGACUGAUACUUCCUACUAUUCCAAGUGAAGGAGAUCAAUAUGUGUCAGAAAGCUUUUCAUGAGUUUGUGAUGUAAAAUAGAAUUAUUAGUUCAAAAGAAAAUUCUGCUCUUCUGUUGCAAGUUGCAACCUCUCUCUUGGCAUUUGCCGCCAAUGAAGAUUCAUAUCCCCCAUAGAAUUGAUAAAAAAAAAAGUCCUACUUCUCUUCUUGUACUUGAGAAGCAUGUGGGAAUCUAUAUAGUGAGAACAGUAUCAGCAGCAAGUGUUAUAAAAUGAAUUUUGCUUUUAUGGAGUUAGUGUUUUUA